AUGGCAGACACACCUCUGCGCGGGACCGGAGUGCGAUAUGCGCCCACACCUCUCCACCCGACAGCGCGCGGCACUAUUCGAACGAACUUUAAGAAUUUCCACGAGGUCGCAACCAUCGUGGUAGGAGGACAGCACGCACCAGACUCAGCAGCACGUGGUCAAGGACAAACAUCCUACACCAUACACAAAGAUCUCUUGACUGCCGAGUCGCCCUUCUUCUCGGCUGCUCUCAAUGGCGCCUUUGCGGAAGGCCUCGAUCAGACUGUGCAUCUACCUGAAGAGAAGCCAGAAAUCUUCGAGUGGUUCUUGUGGUGGCUGUACACGGGUUCGCUAACCUCACCCACAUCGACGAACUGCGAGAUCGAACCAAGACGUCACAGGCUGCGCGCUAUAGAUGCCAUGCCUGGGUUUCCCGGUCACCAAGGACUGCCACAACAUGUGACACAUACAGAUGGAGAUCUUCGUAACUCGCAGGGUUCGCCCAAAUACUUCCUACUGCUGGAUCUGUACGCUCUGUCAGACAAGCUGAUGACAACCACACUUUGCAAUCACAUCGUCGAUACGAUAGCGCGCCUAUCCGAGAGCACGAACUCGGUUCCUACGCCAUCAGACACCUGGAUUCUCUACGACAACAUCCGUGACAACGCCCCGAUGCGCAAACUGAUACUCGACCUCUUCGCGUACAAGAAAACAGACAAGUUACUCGAGAGCCACAAAGACGAGUGGCACCCACGCUUCCUCAGAGAGCUGGUUGUCAAGCUCAAGCGACCCGGACUAGAGUCGCUGGACAGACAUUCGUUGACACCCUGGCGACCACUCACCUGGCAAAAGUCAAAGGCUUGCGAGGCUUGCCGAGAGCUACUUACGCCUGGGAUCAGCAGUGAGAAGUGUGAUAUCUGCGAAAGAGCUUUCUGUUGUAGUUGUGCGAGUGCAGGUAGGACGCCUGGGCUUGGAGGAGACGUGGGAGCUUGUAAGCCAUGGUUGAAGGGCAUGUGCUCGAGAUACCAUGAGCAUGCCCCUGGCGAGGAUGAGGCCAAGAAAUGCGGAAGGUAG
This is a messenger RNA of Aureobasidium namibiae CBS 147.97, 1053 nucleotides long. RefSeq lists its product as uncharacterized. The transcript has a single exon. Bases 1 to 1053 code for a protein of 350 amino acids. The record is from RefSeq and is a predicted model, not a curated record. Gene Ontology annotation, molecular function: protein binding. Lineage: Eukaryota; Fungi; Ascomycota; Dothideomycetes; Dothideales; Saccotheciaceae.